UUUAGAAAAUUUCCCUUGGUGUUGCACAGAGAGAGAAAGAGAGAGUAGAGUUUAGAGGAAGGAAUUGAAGCAAGAGAAGAAGUUGAAAACUAUGGCGAGUGAAUAAUCCGAAAUCCAAUCCUUACUACUGUGAAAGCAAAAGGUGAAGCUUUAAUUUUCUUUUGGGCGAUGAUGAUGAUGAUGAUGGAAACAUAGUUAGUUUGUCUAAGCUUAGAUAGCAGCUUUCUACCUUGAAGAUUAAAGAUCAUCAAUCAUUAUUAUUUAUUUUAUGGAUCUGUGAAGCCCAACCCAAUAUUAUUGUGGGGAGAGAGAAUAAGAAUUUGAGAUCAGAGAUGGCAACGUACUUUCAUGGAAGCAAUUCUGAAAUGCAAUCUUCUUCGCCUUCAGCUUCCGCUUCUGGUGCAGAUGGUGGCUUGCAGACACUUUACCUUAUGAACCCAAACUACCACCACGUGCCCUAUUCUGACGCGCCGACGCAAAACAUGCUUCUUCUUAAUCCUAACCACCAAGCCCACGCGCUCAACCUCGCCAACUUAUCCCACGCGCCCCCUCCACCACACCACCAACUACUCAUUCAUCGACUUCCCAACUCCGACGACAACUCCCGGGCCUCUCUCUUCGGACACCACGACAUCGCCACGGCUACCGCCCCGCCCACUUUCCACGGCUUCUCUGCGCCGCGCGUGCAGUACAAUCUGUGGGGCUCUGUGGUCGACCAGCCUCAACCGUCGCCGUCCAGCAGCUCCGGAGGCGCCGACAUGGGUUUCCGGCGGCCUACUCAGCAGGGCUUGUCGCUCAGCCUCUCCUCACAGCAGCAGCAGCAGCAGCAACAGCAACAAACAGGUACCUAUAGGUCUCUCUCCGGCGAGGUUGAAGUUGCCGUUGCCGGAGGUGUCGGUAACUCGCCGUCAUCGGCGUCGAACGGGAUCUCGGGCGUGCAGGGUGUUCUGUUGGGAUCAAAGUACCUGAAAGCCGCACAGGAGCUUCUUGACGAGGUGAUGAACGUGGGCAAUAAGGGAAUUUCAAAGGAGGAGUUCGCAGAGAAGGUGAAGCCCAAUAGGGAAUCAAAUUCUGGCGUCGGUGAAGGAUCCAGUGGCGGCGGCGUCUGCGGCGGAGAGAACAGUGACGCCGGGAAGCAUGUUGCUGAACUCACGACUGCUCAGAGACAAGAGCUUCAGAUGAAGAAAUCCAAGCUUGUCUGCAUGCUCGAUGAGGUGGAACAAAGGUACCGGCAAUACCACCACCAAAUGCAAGUUGUGAUAUCAUCGUUUGAGCAAGCGGCGGGUUUCGGGGCGGCGAAAUCGUACACGUCGCUAGCCCUAAAGACAAUCUCGAAGCAAUUCCGGUGCCUUAAGGAUGCGAUAUCUUCACAGAUAAGAGCAACAAGCAAGACAUUGGGAGAGGAUGAUUGCUUAGGAGCUAAGGUAGAAGGUUCGAGGCUUAGGUAUGUGGAUCACCAUCUUCGCCAACAAAGGGCACUGCAGCAACUUGGAAUGAUUCAACCCAAUGCUUGGAGGCCACAAAGAGGCUUACCUGAACGCGCUGUUUCAAUUCUUCGUGCAUGGCUUUUUGAGCAUUUCCUUCACCCUUAUCCUAAGGACUCUGAUAAAGUUAUGCUAGCAAAGCAAACUGGACUUACUAGGAGCCAGGUGUCUAACUGGUUCAUCAAUGCCCGGGUUCGGCUAUGGAAACCAAUGGUUGAGGAAAUGUACAUGGAAGAAGUGAAGGAGCAAGAAAUCAAUAACAACAACAACAACAACGGUUCAGAGAGAUCAAAGGAAUCAAGCAAGGAGUUAGGUUCAGCUUCAAAUGCUACUACUAAUAAUGGAGCUCCAGAUAAUAAUAACAAUAAUAAUAAUCCAGUUCUUGAUCCCAUAAAAGUUCUUCAUCAAUCAAAACAAGAAUGCUUCAACAACAACAGCUCUCCAACGGGGGCCGGCGAGAUCUCGGUGAAUUCUUCGUUGUCCACUUCUCCCAUGGGUGGAGGAGUAGGAUCCCUUCAAUCCCACAGCGGUUUCCAUCUUGCAGGUUCCUCUGACAUGCAAAUUAGGAGCCCAAACAAGGCUAGAAACGCUUCCGAAAUUAUGCAUAACUCCCCAAGUAGUAUCCUCUCAGUGGACAUGGAAAUGAAGCACAUCAAUGGGGAUCAUCAUAGAGAACCCAAUAGUAUCACUGGUUAUGGAGCUUUCUCAAUGGAAGACAUUGGAACCAGGUUCAGUAAUGUCACUGAUCAUCAUCAUCAUCAUCAUCAUCAUCAAUUAGGUUCUUCAAGGUUCCAAGGCAACAAUGGUGUGUCUCUCACCCUGGGGCUUCCACACAACGACAACACUGUUCCUAUCUCCGCAACUCAACAUGGAUUUCUUCCACAGAAUAUGCAUAGUUUGGGAAGGAGACUUGAGAUUGGAAACAAUGGCAAUGAGUUUUGUGUGAUCAACAAUCCAAGUUCUUCUCACCCUGGACCUACCUAUGAAAGCAUUGACAUUCAGAACAGAAAGAGGUUUGCUGCACAGUUAUUGCAUGAUUUUGUGGCUUGAUCACAAACUCAUACAUAGUUAUGGAUACCGCAAGGAAAAGGCACAAUGGUUUACAUAUUAUACACUCACUUGGAUUGCCAUGAUGAAACUUUAUAUAUUCCUGUAUUCUUUUUUCUGGUAUAUUAUAUUUGUAUAGGGUAUAUUAUAUUGGAUAUGUAGGUAGCUAGGAAGGUGUGUAGAAAGGAUUUGAUGAUUUCAAUGAUUUCUUUUGAUACAAGCCAUAUAUGUUAUAUAUAGAUCCAUGAAUUCAGUAUUCUAA
Arachis ipaensis is the source of this 2793-nucleotide messenger RNA. NCBI's taxonomy places the organism in Eukaryota, Viridiplantae, Streptophyta, Magnoliopsida, Fabales, Fabaceae. The record is from RefSeq and is a predicted model, not a curated record.